GCUGCGGCCGGGGCGUUUCAUCCUGGUGCUCACGUCUACCGAAAAGGUUGAGCCCCUGGUUUCACUCGUGAGGUCGGAGAUUGGCGAGGAUAAGAUAGCCGCGAGCUUACCCGACCAAGAAUGGCUAAUCCCAAGCCUUGAUUUCCUGAUAGCUACACCGCUCGACAAGCUCCCUUCCCAAUCGAUGGGCGUGCUUACCAUCCUCGUCGAUGGCGACAUCGGCGGUUCUUUCCGCGAGCAGGCCACGGGCGUCAUCCACCGGUUGUUCCCAUCGUCGUUUCCUUCGUCCCGAAUGACGACCCGACAAGAGCGCUGGUUUUCUCCCUCCGACCGCGACCGCCUCUCUUGCAGCUCGACGUUGCAGGAGCUUUUGGCCUCCAAGUUGCCCGAGGCCAGAUCCUGUCCUGGGUGGGGAGAUAAAACUUUUGCGAGGAUCAUGAGGAGCUUUUCUGCCCGUGGAGACAAUGUGGUGUGUCAGGACUGGUCCGGGCUAGUAGCUUUGAUCCCCGGACUUGUCCGACAUGCACUUCCUUGUGCCCCGCCACCGCUUCUGGUUGCGCCAGAGAGCAAGGUGCACGCUCUCACUCAACUCGUGCAAUGCUGUGCGCGCGAGAUGGGCAUGUCCGAGGCCAGGAUCUCAAAGGUUGGAGCUGGAGUGAUGGGAGGAACUCCAGAGGUCGUUCCCCCGCUACUACUCCGUCUUCUGCAACUCGGCUGCAAAGGUGGACGAAGUCGUGAGCGGCAUGGUGGAGCGUGGUUACGAGGCGUAUCCCGUCUAUUCCCAAGACGACGCUAUCCUAGAGAAAGUUUACGAGCAUGGCCUCUCGGUUGUCGUCACGAACGUGUACAACCGAGCGUCCCAGGAUGUGAUCAACUAUGAGCUCCCUCGCUCGGACGAGGAAUACGUGAGCCACACCGCAGUGAUCCCAGGAGGAUCAAACUGGUGGUCAAUGUCGCUCGCCACCAAGAGCUAGCAAGCUUGUCUGCCUAUAGCAGUAUGAUCGCAUUGCCCUCUGACUUGAGCAAUCUACGCCACAAGCUGUUAGUGCAUUCUGCCCCUCACCUCCGGCAUUAGAACUCGCACUAACUUUCUUCACAUGUAUUGAGAGAGAUUGGAAAAGGAAGAAAUCUUCCCACACUCGUAUGUCUAUAAAGUACAAUGAAAAGUAUGUUUCAGACUCA
This is a messenger RNA of Selaginella moellendorffii, 1182 nucleotides long. RefSeq lists its product as uncharacterized. NCBI's taxonomy places the organism in Eukaryota, Viridiplantae, Streptophyta, Lycopodiopsida, Selaginellales, Selaginellaceae. The record is from RefSeq and is a predicted model, not a curated record. The coding region runs from base 185 to 880 and encodes 231 amino acids. The transcript is spliced from 5 exons.